Molecule: messenger RNA, 3073 nt
Organism: Benincasa hispida (wax gourd)
Lineage: Eukaryota; Viridiplantae; Streptophyta; Magnoliopsida; Cucurbitales; Cucurbitaceae
Product: DTW domain-containing protein
Source: RefSeq, a predicted model, not a curated record
AUGCAAGUAGAGAAGUUGGGGGACACGAGUCUACAAUGGUCUCCACUUUAAGGGCCUUUGCCCCCACAUUCAAUCGCUCUCCGUCUCGCGCGUUUUCAGUCAAAACCCAGAUGGAUUCCAUCAUCAGAAACCCCGACGGCCACAGCUCCCGGUGCGCUUCCACCUCUAAAUCCAGAGAAGCUCUGAUCACUUUACAGGAAUGGCAGGGUUGGGGCUCCACGUCUCCUGUUCCCAUCAUGGUUACGGAAAUUAUCGAGGAAAUGAAGGUUUUGGAGAAAACUAUUGAUGCCCAAAUGAGUUUUGGUGGUAAUGGGGGCAAACUUCAGGGAUAUUUUAGAACUCAGGAGGACAAAAAACACCGAGCUACAUAUCAGGCUCUCGGUAGUUCUGAGCAGAAACUUCAAUUUUUUUCUGCUCGACAAAUAGCAUGUCGUUUGCUUGGGAGCCGGGAUUAUCUUUGUCAGAAGUGCUGGCUGCCUUUUGAGGAUUGUAUGUGUUCAAGAGUCAAGCAUUGUUCUCUAUGGCAUGGAGCACGUUUUUGGCUAUAUAUGCAUCCAAAGGAUUUUCUGCGGCAGAACAACACAGGGAAGUUGCUGUUGCAAGUCUUUGGUGUAGAAGCCACAACUUUGUGCCUCUACGGUAUCUCAGAACAUGAAGAAAUCAUGUGGAAUGUAUUCAAGUCAGCAGGUAAAAGUAAGGUUUGUUGCCUUUAUCCCAACAAGAAUGCAACUUCCAAAGGUGUUCAGGAGGCCUUCAGCUCUGAACUCUCGACUAAGCUAGAAGACACAGAACAAAUGACUGAUGGAGAUGGAAUUCUGAAUUUUAUUUUGAUUGAUGGUACUUGGAGCAACUCUGCUGCAAUGUUCAACCGACUCAAGGAGCAAGCCAUAUCGGUUUGGGGGGAGGACAUUCCAUGCAUAUCAUUGGCUACCGGAUCCUCCGCAAUGCAUAAACUCAGGCCUCAACCAUCAUGGGACCGCACCUGCACUGCAGCAGCAGCAGCUAGCCUACUCUUCGAGCUUCAACUCGUUCCAAAGUUCAGUUCGGUUGAAUUGGAAAAACAGGGUGAAGCAUUGGAAGAUGCUCUGGAAGUUUUGUUAGAAGCUCUUACUGCUCGACGUAUUCGGAUGGGGCGGUCCAUCACCCGUAAAGUAAGACAUGCAAGCAGUUUUUGCUAAUCAAGGACGACGUUCCUUGAACUGCCUGAGGCGAACAUUUUCAAUGCUUUUAUUGGUACAUGCGGCUUCUCAUGCAGCUUGAUUUAAGUAUUUUCAUAAUACAUUUAGGAUUAUAUCAAAACAUUAACCUUGUAGUUUGCCAUUUGAUCAUACGUUAAUUUACAUUUGAAGGGAGGAGUUGUCUAACUCCUUUUUUAUUGGAGAAACCAAACAAACUUAAACAAUACAAGCUUCCUAAACCUAUAACUCCACCAGCACCAACAUCAGGUUGACCUCUUAUGUCAAAUCUACUCAUAUUCAUAUCAUAUUCUCGAAUUAAAUUUUAUUACAAUACAUAUGAUCAUUUGAAUAUCCUACCUUGAAGACUGAAAUAAGAGUAAUGUCACUUGUGAUGGAUGCGAGGGAUUGAGAUAUGGCAUGACAAUGAAUAGGAAAGAAAAUAAAAAUAUAGCAGAUGUCGAUGUGUGCGUUAUUAUUAUUUUUUUUUCCUGCUUUUGUUAUGAAUUUAUUUCUAAUCGGUAAUCAUUGCACAGUAAUGUUUAUUCCACUUUAAUCACACAAAAAAAGAAAUAAGAGUAAAGAUUUUGAUCUGGACAAUUAGGUGAGAUAUAUAAAUAUGAGUAUAGUUUAAGAUGCUCAAAGGAGAUUGAAUCCUUUGCCUUUGUCUUUAUAUUCUUCCUAUCUUUUUUCCAAUUCUCUUCGAGUUUACUUAUAAAUAAAGUUUCUAAAAAGUGAAAUUUUCUUUGAUUUUAAUUUUAAAAUGUGCAUUUUAUAAAUUUAUAUUUAUUAAAUGAAAAAGAAUGUGGUUCUAAACUUUGUAACGAAAUUCAUGAAUGAGAUUGAAAUUUGUUUGUAUGGUUAAACAAGCAUUCUAAACUACACAUAACGCUAAGAAUAUUUGACUCACCUUAAAUUAGAAAGCUGGGCCUAACCUUGUAUCUUAACAAAGGUAAAAUUCUUAUUAGUCGCAUAUUAUUUAAACCAAAAUGUAAAAUACUUUUAUCAUAGAGUGGCCGACCUUUAAACCAAACAUCCCAAAAAUGUUUCAUAUUUGUUUUGGUUAUAGUGGACCAAACAUCUAUUCCACCUUUAAGGAACAACCGACAACUACCUCGUUUUUCUCACAAAUCCUUCGCUUAUUUCCACAUACAACAUUAAAUCAAGGCCCAUUGGAUUGUUUUAACUUUUAAAUUUUGAAUAUUUUUCCACAAUCUUGUAAGCUUUUGUCUUUAAUUUCAUAAAAGGAGAAGAUUCUACUCCUACAAAGUAAAAAUAAAGACACAUCGUGUAUAGUGAAUUAUACCAUCUCGUCUUCCUCCUUUCAACCUCUCACAACUUUCAUUUUCUAUUAUUUUGUUUAUGAUUUUAUCAUUUACUCUAAAUUUUAUAUAUACUUUUUUCAUGUGGUUAUAUUUGUUUACUUAAGUAACAUAUAUUCAAUUUUUCGUUCAUAAAUUUAACAACAAAAGUAUUCAUGAUAAUUAAAAUAAACUUUAAAUUUCAAAAAGUUGAAACAAAACAUUUUAAAAUUCAAAAGUAUGAUUGAAACUUGUCGUACAGUUCAUAAGUUCUUUUACCAUUUUAACCGGAUGUAAAAACAAGGUUUCCUUUUGCCUAUUCAAAAGUCUUUUUUUUUUUUCUUUCUUUUUUUCUUUCUUCAAAAGUUGUUUUUUUUCUUAACACAAUUAUUCUCCAACCCAAAAUCAAACCAAUACACGUUUUUCUUCUUAGUAAUGAUUAUCUAAACGGUAAUUUUCAUUAAAAUAAUUUAAAAUAUAAAGUAAAAUUAUUAUUUUUUUAAUGUGCAAAAUGAGAAACUUUCAACACUUUUUCUGUCAUCUAUCAUUUCUUUCGACAAGAAAAAAAGAACAAACCAAAAAAAAAAAAAAAAAAAA